AUGAUCCCCUUCGGUAUGCGAUCCGGCCGAGUGUCCCACGUUUGCGUGACGACAAUCAGACAUCAAAUCUGCCCUGGCGCCGCCAUUCCAGCGCAUCGUCAGUUCACGUUGAGGUGA
Messenger RNA from Colletotrichum lupini, 117 nucleotides. RefSeq lists its product as uncharacterized. The transcript has a single exon. The record is from RefSeq and is a predicted model, not a curated record. The coding region runs from base 1 to 117 and encodes 38 amino acids. Lineage: Eukaryota; Fungi; Ascomycota; Sordariomycetes; Glomerellales; Glomerellaceae.